GGCAAGGGACGCGCUGCGCUCGCGGCCCGACCGGUGACGGCGUUACGUCGCCCAUCAAUCCGUUAUAUACCCUCGAUUCGGGGCUCUGCCCCUUGGCUUCCCCCACUCCCCGCACGGCUGCCUCGUCGCGAACCCCCCUUUACGGCUUGCUGAGUCUCAUCUUACCCGUCGCAAUCGACGUACCACCACCACACUAGAGCGUUCCCCCGCCACCGCUCGUGAAUCGCAUACCCACAUCGAGUCUGACUCGUCCCCCAAUUGCAAUGACGGACAGUGGCCAUGCUGAUAUCCACCUGCUUGACGGACUAGACGACAUGGCUCUCUUAACAUUUGAACAAACGCAAGAGGCGGGGGUAAUCGAUCGCGCGUGCGGGACUCCCACCACGGAUACCAUGUCACUCUUCACACCCCUGCAAAUGGAUCUGAAAGCACUCCCUCGCCUCGAGACAGACACCCCACGCGAUGGGCAGCUUCCCCCAUCGCUCAGCAUCGCGCCCGACGCUACUGGUGUCGAUGUCGUCCGGUCCCCCAUGCUCGGCGAGCCGCAGUGCCCCGGCGCCCCCCUCAUCACUGACAUGGACUCGUUCGGGGACGGGUCUGAGGAAGGGGACUUCGCUGACCUGGUUUCCCUCGCCGCGUCGAAGAUGAGCGAGUCCGACCGCGCCGUAACACAAUCUAACGUACACCUCAUCCCCCAUCACGAUGUCGUCCGCCGCAUUCAGGAGUGGCAGUCCGAGGUAGAGCCCGAGGACAUCGUUGUUGAGCCGCAGGAGCGCGCGGGCGGGCCAUGGCCGGCUAAGCGCCCGCGAUCCGUGGACUCCGGCGACGAGGAGGUCCCCCGGACGCGUCCGCGUAUCCCCAAGGCGGCACCGCGGUCCGUCGUGCAGUUCUGCGCCCCCCCGGGCGAGGAGGGCGUCGAGGACGAGUGUCAGGCAGAGGCGCCGGACUGACGCUGACGCGCGCGAGGCUGUCGCCCACCCCGCCGUCAUCGUCAGACCCGUCACACGAAGCAGAGUCGUCGGACACCCACUCGCAGAGCCAUGCGCUCAUCCCCCUCCGCUCUCCCGGACGUCGGCCCAGCGCCGCGCUUCUAGCGCCGUCGUCCCGAAAGACUACGCCGCCGCCUCUGCGCGCGCGUAAUGUCGACUUGAUAUAUUUAUGACACCGGUGCGGCCAUGAUGAGCGACCUCUGCUCGGCCUGCAGUCCGCGUCCCGUGGAUCGCUAAUGCGCACGGUUCCCAGCACAGCACAAUCAUCGACUUUUCUAUCAGUGUCCUCUCUCCUGGCUGUACUCUCCGUCGUACACGCUACGCAAUGAACGCCCCGUCGAAUUUAUACCUCUUUAUCUUGUAAUAUUCUUUACACGCCGAAUCAAACACGUUUCACCGC
Molecule: messenger RNA, 1389 nt
Organism: Schizophyllum commune H4-8
Lineage: Eukaryota; Fungi; Basidiomycota; Agaricomycetes; Agaricales; Schizophyllaceae
Exons: 2
Coding region: 315-950 (211 amino acids)
Source: RefSeq, a predicted model, not a curated record